UAGGUCGUGCCAAAUCCGUUGAUUAGGGCGAGAGCAACGCUUAGCAGAGCACAGAAGGGACAACCACUGCCAAAGACUCAGCUGUAAUAACCAUUUUCACAAUGCGACUUGUGCUUCUCUUGUUGUCCUUUGCUCUCUCCUCAAGAGCUGAGCUGGAAAUGAAAGUGACCCCAAAGGUCAUUGAGCCAGACUUCACAACGUCUUUCACUCUCAACUGCGCCCUGCUCGAGAAUGAGGAUGCCAAAGUGGUAUCUCUUUCUAUUGUGAGACGUACAAAUGCCCUGGGCAAUCUUCAAACCGGAGCGUCUGAGCGUAUUGCUACCCUGAUCUCGCUCACCCCAACCACACCCACCCUGUACCCUGGUUUUGAACUGCUCACAACGAUUGGUCAGAUUACAUCUUUCGAGACUGAACUGGGCUCCUAUUUGAAGUUGGUCUGGCCAUCUCCUUCCAUAGACGAACUUGGACUGUACACGUGUGAGGCAGUAGUCAUCGGAGCCAACGGGCAGCUGGCCACUCUUGUUGCCCAAGCCAGAGUUACAACUGCAGACCCUGUAACAGAUCGCCUGCUGGUAUCACUAGACAAGCUUGAGAAGUCCAUGUUGGACAUUAACAGCACCGUGGUGGAACUGCAAGGGAGGGUGGAUAAUAUCACAGCAGAACAACAGCUGCUGAAAGAGGAGGCAGCCGCCGCCACAACCGUGCCCUCUUUCUUCGAAGAGGGAACAACCCUGGACCUAACCACAGAGGACCCUACACUAUCAACCCUCAACCCCCGAGACGAGUACCUGUUCAGACUCGCAUCCGUUGUGGAGUCGUUGGGCUCCAAAAUGGACGCCUUCAACGCUUCUAUCGGAACCCUGGAGCAAAAGCUUACCAAGCUGGAGACAGAGCCAGAAAUUCAAAAUGCGACAGUGGCAGAAGAUGGCCCCGACCACAUCAUCAAUUUCUUCUUCCUCGGGAACUCCACCUACUUCCUCAUUACCCGAGAGAACAGACCCUACAGCACCUACUAUGCCCAGGCUACAUGUGAGAAGGAGAACCUUGCGCUUGUGGAGAUACAGAAUCAAGAUGAGUUGAAUGGAAUCGAAGAGAACAUUGCUCCCCUUGUAAAGGACAAUGGACUCGUCCUUGUGAGUGGUCGCAGGAGCGCCGGACGCACCGACUGGUUCUGGCAGGGGACCGGGGACGAGGUAACUUUCUUCAACUGGGCAACCACGGAGCCAGCUGAGGAAAAUGGCGCACGUUGCUUGGCCUUGACCAAAACUCCAAGUCUGAAGAUGACCGCGGUCAAUUGCGGCACAUCCGUGCCAAACACCUACUUCUUGUGCGAGGACCAGAACUGAUAGGAUCAGAGACCGGCCAAUCACAGAUCGAAGCAUUUUAUUCUUAAACGCGUAGUCAUGUCUACUUUCCCCAUAGUAUGCUCAAGUGUGAAAGUAUUUAAUAAUAUCCUGUAAAGCAAGACGUCUUUUACACAUUUUUAUUAUGUUUACAGAAAAAACAACUAAACGUAAAUACAUGUAGUACCUAAUUAUGUUCUUGGGUUCAUCAUUUUUUAAUAUAACAAUUUGGGCAUUUUGUUUCAUAUUCUCAUAUUUUUUGGGGAUCAUAUUCAUUAUUCAUGAGCUGAUCGCAGAAGCAAACUACACAGACUGACAUCAUAGCGCUGAAAAUAAAUUCCACUGUGAAGUCAAAAUACGCAGCUGGUUGGUUGAGAACCAUUGAUGUGUACAUGUUAUAAUAAACUAAAAACGUUCAGAGAGUUAUUCAAACGUUUGUAUAUUAUGUUAUGAUAAAUUACAGACAUUCAGAGGCUAUUGAAAUAUCUGUACAUAUUAUAAUAAACUAAAGACAUUAGGAGAUUAUUCAUGUAUCUGUACAAGCAAUAAAUGAUAGACAAAAGACUAAAA
Aplysia californica (California sea hare) is the source of this 1913-nucleotide messenger RNA. RefSeq lists its product as uncharacterized. The record is from RefSeq and is a predicted model, not a curated record. The transcript has 12 exons. The coding region runs from base 102 to 1346 and encodes 414 amino acids. NCBI's taxonomy places the organism in Eukaryota, Metazoa, Mollusca, Gastropoda, Aplysiida, Aplysiidae.